AUGAAAGCGGUUGUGCUUGCCCUGGCUCUGGCCUUCGUGGCCGUGCAAAGCACUGACUUUGCCCCUGAGUUUACUGCCGGUAACACCUAUAUCUACAAGUAUGAAGCAUUCAUCCUGGGUGGACUCCAUGAGGAAGGUUUGGCGAGAGCUGGAGUCAAAAUCAUCACCAAAGUUCUCCUCAGUGCCGAAGACCAUGAUACGUAUAUUAUGAAGCUUGUGGAACCUGAGCUCUAUGAGUACAGCGGUUAUUGGCCCAAGGAUCCAGCAGUGCCUGCAACCAAGCUGAAGGCAGCUCUGGCACCUCAGCUUGCAAUGCCCAUCAAGUUUGAAUAUAACAACGGCAUUGUGGGAAACCUUCAUGCUCCUGAGGAAAUCUCAACUUUUGUGAUGAACAUUCACAGAGGCAUUCUGAAUAUCCUGCAGCUAAACAUCAAGAAGACCCAUAAAGUCUAUGAUCUGCAGGAGACCAGUACUCAGGGUGUGUGCAAGACACUCUAUACCAUCAGUGAAGAUGCACGAAUUGAAAACAUCCUUCUGACAAAGACCAGGGACAUGAACAACUGUCAUGAAUGGAUCAUGAAAGACAUGGGGUUGGCAUACACUGAGGAACAUAAGCACCAUCGGGAAUUCAAAAACCUGAGAGGCACCACAACAUUCAGUUACGUCUUGAAGCCAGUUUCUAAUGGUGUGAUGAUCCUGAAGGCAGAGGUCAAUGAGUUGAUCCAGUUUUUACCUUUCUCUGAGGACAAUGGAGCUGUUGAGAUGAAGACCAAGCAGUCCUUGGUGUUCCUUGAGAUUGAGAAAGCUCCUAUUCCAGCCAUUAAGGCCGAGUACCAUGAUCGUGGAUCUCUAGAAUAUGAGUUCUCCUCUGAACUUCCUCAGACACCGCUUCAGCUUAUCAAGAUCACCGAUCAUCGGGCCCAGACUGUUGAUAUUGUGAACCACCUGGCUACCCACAAUGCUGAGUAUGUCAGUGAGCAUGCGCCUUUGAAGUUUUUGGAAAUGAUCCAACUCCUCCGUGUAGCUCACUAUGAAGACCUGGAAUUGUACUGGAACCGGUUCAAAAAGAUGCCAGUUCACAGACGCUGGUUCUUGGAUGCCAUCCCUGCAACUGCAACUCCUGCUGCUCUAAAGUUCAUCAAGGAGAAAUUCAUAGCUGAUGAGAUGAAUGUGGCUGAGGAAGUUCAGGCUUUUGUUGCGGCUGUUCACAUGGUCUCAGCAAACACAGAGACUAUCAAGAUUUUUGAGACCCUGAUGGACAACCACAAAGUAGUGGCAAACCCAGUUCUGCAUGAGAUCAUCUGCCUUGGCUAUGGUACAAUGAUUUAUAAAAACUGUUCUGAGUCAUCUGUCUGUCCUGCUGAAUACAUAAAGCCCAUCCAUGAGCGUCUUGCUGAAGCUGUUGCUAAAAACGACAUAGACAACAUUGUCCUGUCCUUGAAGGUCUUAGCAAAUGCUGGACAUCAUUCUAGCAUCAAGUCAAUCACAAAGAUCUUGCCCAUUCAUGGUACUGCCGCUGCAUCCCUGCCAAUGAGAGUCCAUAGUCAAGCCAUCAUGGCCCUGAGGAACAUUGCAAAGAAAGAGCACAGACCGGUCCAGGAACUGGCACUUCAGCUCUACAUGGACAAGGCUCUGCACCCAGAACUCCGUAUGCUUUCAUGCAUCGUUCUUUUCGAGACAAAGCCUCCUAUGGGAUUGGUGACCACUGUUGCCAACUCGGUGAAAACAGAGGAGAACUUGCAGGUUGCUAGCUUCACUUACUCUCACAUGAAGUCUCUGAGCAGGACCCCAGCCACCAUCCAUUCCUCAGUCGCUGAAGCUUGCAGAGUUGCUAUGAAAAUCUUGGGUUCAAAGUUGGACAGACUGAGCUUCCGUUUCAGCAGGGUUGUCCAUGCUGACAUCCACAACAGCUCCUUGAUGCUUGGUGCUGCUGCUACUGCUUUUUACAUCAACGAUGCCGCCUCCAUUCUGCCUAAAUCUGUCAUCGCCAAGGCCAGAGCCUUUAUUGCUGGCGUUUCUGCUGAUGUCAUAGAGAUUGGAGUGAAAUCUGAGGGACUUCAGGAAGCUAUUCUCAAAAACCCUGCACUUGCUGAAAAUGUUGACAGGAUCACCAAAAUGAAGCGUGUCAUCAAGGCUCUGUCUGAAUGGAGGUCUCUGCCCACCAGCAAACCUCUGGCUUCCAUCUAUGUCAAGAUUUUUGGACAAGAGAUUGGCUUCGCCCACAUUGACAAAACUAUGAUUGAUCAGGCUGUUGAAUAUGCCAAGACAUUACAUGUUCAGGAAUUUGGAAGAGAUGCUCUGAAGACUCUGCUUCUGUCUGGUAUUGAUUUCCACUAUACUAAACCUUUGUUGGCUACUGAGAUGAGACGCAUCUUACCCACUGCUGCUGGUGUGCCAAUGGAGCUCAGUCUGUAUUCUGCUGCUGUGGCCACAGCUGGUAUUAAGAUCAAGCCCACCACAACACCACGUCUGCCUGAAAACUUCCCCCUCAGAAGUCUUUUGGAAACUGAUAUUGAGCUGGAGACUGAGAUCAAACCAAGUGUUGCUAUGAACACAUACGCCGUGAUGGGACUUAAUACCGACGUUCUCCAGGCUAAUGUGGUAUUCAAAGCUCAUGCCUACACCAUUUUGCCCGCAAAAAUUAAUGCAAGACUCGACAUUAAAGAGGGUGACUUCAAGAUUGAAGCUCUUCCUGUUUCUGUGCCUGAAAACAUUACAUCUAUAAAUGUUGAGACUUAUGCUGUAGCAAGAAAUAUUGAGGAGCCCACUGUUGAGAGAGUCACUCCAGUCAUCCCUACCAAAGUCUGGCAAACCACUUCAAGCAAGAUUGUCUCAUCUAGGAUUGAUUCAUCAGAAGAUGAGUCAUCAUCCUCCGAAAUCCUUCAUAUGGAUGAUGAAGCUGACGACCUUAAACUCAAACACAAGAUUCGUACAUUUGCAAAGAGGUACUGUGCCAAGUACCAUGAUGUAGGACUGAAGGCUUGCUUCAAGGUUGAAACUGAAAAUGGUGCUUCCAUCCAUGACAUUGUUUUGUACAAACUGGCCGGAAGCCACAAUGUCUCUUUCUCUGUGACACCAAUGGAAGGUGAAGCUGUUGAGAGAUUGGAGAUGGAGAUCAGGGUUGGAGCAAAGGCAGCAGAGAAGAUCAUUAAACGGAUCCAUCUGAACAAAGACGACAUGGAUGAGAAUGACAUGGAAAUGAACGACCCAGUUCGGAUGAAGCUCAACAAAAUCCUGUCUUCCAGAAGUAACAGCUCCUCCUCAUCAUCCUCCUCUUCUUCCUCCUCCUCGUCCUCCUCAUCUAGCUCCAGAAGCUCUGAUUCAAGCCGUUCCUCCAAGACGUCAUCUGCCUCUUCUAGCUCAUCAGCCCGUUGGAAAAGAAAGACAAUCAAUGCAGCUGCUAUACGCACCAACAGCAGUAGCAGUAGCAGCAGCAGCAGCAGCAGCAGGAGCAGGAGCAGCAGUAGCAGCAGCAGCAGCAGCAGCAGCAGCAGCAAACGCAGCUCUUCAAGAUCUGUCAGCAGCUCAUCCAGGACCAGCUCUGCAUCAAGCCUUGCAUCGCUCUUCAGUGCUAGCUCAAGUUCUUCAAGUUCUUCUAGCUCAAGUGCUCGUGACUCAAGGCUUUUACUAACUUCAAUAAAAACAUUCUUGGAGCAGACUCUCACCUCCAAAUCAGAGUCCCGGAGUGGAAGCAGUGCAGCCAGCUUUGAGGCCAUCUACAAAAAGAACAAGUACCUUGAGGAUGAGGAUGCCAUCUUGGCUGUCAUCUUCCGUGCCGUUAAAGCUGAUAAGAAAAUUAAGGGAUACCAGCUCGUUGUCUACCUCGACCAACCAAACUACAGAGUUCAAGUCAUUUUUGCUCCUCUUGCUCAUGAGAACAACUGGAGGUUCUGUGCUGAUGGCAUUCUGCUCAGCAAGCACAAAGUUACUGCUAAAUUUGCCUGGGGAGAAGAAUGCAAGAAGUACAGCACCAUGGUGACUGGAGAAACUGGCCUUGUGGGGUCAAGCCCAGCAGCUCGCCUCAGAAUGUCCUGGGAAAGACUUCCAUCUGUUUUUACACGCUAUGGAAAGAUGACAUAUAAAUACAUUCCUGUUGAAAUCCUGGAGGACCUGAUUAAAGUAAAGAGUGAGAACAGCACCAGGAAUAUCUCCAUCACUGUGGCUGCAACAUCCAACAGGACACUUGAUUUCAUUACAAAGACACCAAUGAGGAAAGUCCACAACAUGACUAUGCAUCUUCCUAUAACUAUGCCAAUCGAGGAGCUCGAAAGUUCCAUUCCCUUUGAAGAAGUCUUUGAGAAAGUCCACUUCAUGGUUUCCAAGGCCAUUGCAGCUGAAUGUAGCUACAUCAAGGAUAAUCUGACCACAUUUAACAACAGGACAUACACACACAAGAUGCCCUCAUCUUGCUACCAGGUUUUGGCCCAGGACUGCACAGAGGAGCUGAAAUUCAUGGUUCUCCUCAGGAAGGAUUCAACGGAGCAGCAUCACAUCAAUGUCAAAAUUGCUGACAUUGAUAUCGACAUGUAUCAAAAGAAAGAUGAUGUGGCUGUGAAGGUCAAUGAAAUGGAAAUUCCCCUAACCAACCUGCCAUACCGUCACCCAACAGCUUCCAUUGAGAUCAGACGUAGAGGAGAGGGCCUUUCUGUGUAUGCACCUAGCCAUGGUCUCCAGGAAGUCUACUUUGACGAGGAUACAUGGAGGAUUCUAGUUGUGGACUGGAUGAAAGGCAAGACCUGUGGACUCUGUGGAAAGGCUGAUGGGGAAGUCAGACAGGAGUAUCACACCCCUAAUGGACGUGUAGUGAAGAACUCUGUCAGCUUUGCACAAUCCUGGAUUUUGCCAUCUGAUACUUGCCGGGAUCCUUCUGAGUGCCAUCUGAAGCUCGAGUCUGUGCCCCUGGAGAAACAAGUUACCAUCCAUGGUGAGAACUCCAAAUGCUUCUCUGUUGAGCCUGUGCCACGCUGUCUGCCUGGUUGCGUUCCCACCAAAACCAUAGAUGUCACUGUUGGUUUCAACUGUCAGCCAGUUGAUUCUCACACCAGUGUCUUCGACAGAAGCGUAGACCUGAGGGAAACCACACAGGCUCACCUGGCCUGUAAAUGCAAUGCCAAGUGUGCUUAAAACCACCAUCUCC
Nematolebias whitei (Rio pearlfish) is the source of this 5137-nucleotide messenger RNA. Its product is annotated as vitellogenin-1-like. The transcript has 33 exons. Gene Ontology annotation, biological process: lipid transport. Bases 1 to 5124 code for a protein of 1707 amino acids. Gene Ontology annotation, molecular function: lipid carrier activity. Lineage: Eukaryota; Metazoa; Chordata; Actinopteri; Cyprinodontiformes; Rivulidae. The record is from RefSeq and is a predicted model, not a curated record.